Messenger RNA from Arachis duranensis, 2082 nucleotides. RefSeq lists its product as uncharacterized. NCBI's taxonomy places the organism in Eukaryota, Viridiplantae, Streptophyta, Magnoliopsida, Fabales, Fabaceae. The record is from RefSeq and is a predicted model, not a curated record. The coding region runs from base 626 to 1282 and encodes 218 amino acids. The transcript is spliced from 3 exons.
UUCCUUUAUACCAAUUAGCGUAACAGUCAAUAUAGCAUGUAUAUGAGACAAACUUUCUGCCUGUCAACAAAUGAACUAGCACUCUAGAAGGGAGACCUAAGGACAUGAUAUGAGCUCUUAUAUACCUAUAUAUACACUUUUUCAUUUUCAAAUUUUUUAUUUCUAAAUCAACAUAAAAGCUAUCAUUUAUUGUUUACUAACAUUACACAUAUUUACUUUUCUUACGACUGGCUUCAGGGCAUGAUGUGUGGCACCUCCUUUAUUUGAUUUAUUUGGUUAUUUGAUCUAUUUGAAAUCAUUACUUCCCUAUAUCCCUAUUGAAUAUUUCUUACCUUACCCCAUCAGAGCACAGCUGUCCUUUGUGCAUGAUCUCUCCUUCCUAUAAGCGGUGCUUUAUGUACAUCUGUUCACACUAUUCCAAGAUAAAAUAUGUAAAGUGACUUCAUGUACCUGUCUUCUUCUUUGGAAAGUUAAUAUAUAUUUACAACUAUCCUAUUCAAACAUCAGACCUGCAUUUUUUUUUUAGCAUGGACAGACAUUGCUGGUUACUUUGUAAGGGCCAGUAGAAUAGUCAUAAGCUAUCACAACACUUCCAUACAUAUUUCUACCUCCACUAUUACAAACCAUGGAGGAGAGUAGGCUCAUUCCUGCGGACUUUGAUGAGGAUCGUAUAUUUUAUCUUCAUGUCGAUCCCCAAGCUGUUACACAUGAGUUACCCUCCCUAUUUUAUAGGAAGUUUAGGGAACUUCUUCGAGAUAGGAUGAUUGUAAUAGACAUGAAUGACAAUCAAAUUGAGCUAUCAUUGAGCAGAGGGUUUUCUACUGGCUACAUACUCCAUGGAUUUCAUAGUUUGGUCACAUGUUAUGGACUCGGCCAUGGUGGCUGGAUGAAGUUACUGUACGUCGGGGAGGACAUAUUUGUUGUUAUGAAGGUGAAGGACAGCUUCAUGAUGCAAAAAGAUUUCUCAUAUCCAGCUUCUAAUGUUUUGCACAGAAAUAAGCCACCAUCCAAUCACCUUUCUGCCCAACAAAUGCCACGAGUUUCGACUCCUUCAGAUUUGGUUCAUUCGAACAAUGCAGAUAUGCUAGUUCUAGAAGUUAAUUUGCAAAAUAGCUUUGUACAACAAACUCUACAUAAUCCCAUUGCCACAAUACCUCCCCCUGCUUCUAACGGGAACACCUCCGAGGUGAGAACUGCCUAUAAGAAAGAUCUUCAGCUCACAGGCUUCCAGGGACAGGAUGGUUUCCUUAGUACUUUUCCGCUGUCUAAGACUUUUCUUUAGAAAGACCUAGACCGCUCCGCUGCGAGCGCGUCACAUACCAUGCUUAACAAAUGCAACAAAUUUGGCCAGGAUCUAGCCCAAGUUUCCCAACAGGCAUUCCCAUACUGCAAUGGUACCAUCAAUCAUGUUUGUUCCAUUACUAAAGUACAAACUCACCUCCCCGAAAAAACCGAACCGAACCAAUACACUACACCGUUAACCACUGGUGGCCCCGACUCAAACAUUCAAGGACCUCAUGUUUAUCACUGCCUCAAGCUUCUGACUUCCAACCAAGUUAACAACAGUUCCAUGAUCAUUCCCCUUAGAUUUGCUGAGAGUGCAUUUCCUAGCAAACACAACCAUGUCAAGGUGAUUAUGGACAAUGGCUCUUGCUACCGCAUGGGGUUGAGGUGGAGCAAAAAAAAUAAAGCUGGGUUGUAUUUUACACGUGGUUGGAAGCUAUUUGCUAAAUACAAUGGGUUUAAAUCUGGUACUGUUUUGCAGUUUUCCGUUUUUUCAAAUGACGAGACGACGAUGCAUGUAAAGAUCCUUAAGAUGUGAAAAAUGGUAACAUUAGUUUGGGUUUCAGCCAGUGAGUAGUCAUCUAUUUUAGUUAGUUUUAAUUUCGUCAUUUAUAUUUAAUUCCAGAGCCAAUGUUAUAGCCAAGCUAUGAUUUCAGUACUUUGUUUCAUUAGAAUGCAAGUUUUUUUUGGUUCAUGUUCUUGGUUGUGCACACGUGUUUAAUUCCAUCUAAUCUAAUAUCCAAGUCAUGUUGAACUUUAUUUACUUCAUUGUUCCAACAUAAAUGUCGGCUUUUCCUU